AUGUCGAAUCCAAUUCGCCUUCGAGACCUUAUUCGACAAAUACGUUCAGCAAAAACAGCGGCUGAAGAACGUGCGGUUGUACAAAAAGAAUGUGCUUACAUACGCGAUGCAUUUCGUGAUGAAGAUAACACCUGGCGAUGUCGAAAUGUCGCUAAACUACUCUACGUCUCCUUGCUCGGUUAUCCAGCACAUUUCGGACAGCUGGAGUGCUUGAAAUUAAUCGCAUCAGCGCGAUUUACAGAUAAACGUAUUGGUUAUCUAGGAGCAAUGCUAUUACUCGAUGAACGUCAAGAUAUUCAUGUACUCAUUACAAAUUCACUAAAAAAUGAUCUGAACCAUUCAAAUCAAUAUAUUGCAGGUUUAGCACUAUGUGCAUUAGGUUCAAUUUGUUCACCAGAAAUGAGUCGUGAUCUUGGCGGUGAGGUUGAAAAUGAUCUGAACCAUUCAAAUCAAUAUAUUGCAGGUUUAGCACUAUGUGCAUUAGGUUCAAUUUGUUCACCAGAAAUGAGUCGUGAUCUCGGCGGCGAGGUUGAAAAGUUAAUGAAAUCUUCGAAUCCGUUUUUAAAGAAAAAAGCUGUUCUAUGUGCUGUUCGGAUCAUUCGGAAAGUUCCUGAACAAUUUGAUGUUUUUCAGAAUUCUAUUCGAAGUUUACUUAGUGAAAAGAAUCAUGGUGUGCUGCUAACGGCGACUGCUCUUAUUAUUGAAAUGUGUCAACAAAAUAGUCACGCACUGCAAAUCUUUCGAAAAUUAGUACCAAAUCUUGUACGAAUUCUCAAAAACUUAAUCAUGUCAGGUUACAGUCCUGAACAUGACGUAUCUGGCAUAAGUGAUCCGUUUUUACAAGUGCAGCUUUUACGUCUAAUGCGAAUAUUAGGUCGUAAUGAUCUGGAAGCGAGUGAAACGAUGAAUGAUAUCUUAGCACAGGUGUCGACAAAUACAGAAAACAGCAAAAAUGUCGGCAAUGCAAUUCUUUAUGAAACGGUAUUAACCAUUAUGGAUAUUAAAUCGGAAUCUGGUUUGCGAGUGUUAGCCGUAAACAUCCUGGGAAGAUUUCUACUCAAUAAUGAUAAAAAUAUUCGUUAUGUGGCGCUGAAUACACUUUUACGUGUUGUUCAUGCCGAUCAUAAUGCUGUUCAACGACAUCGAGCAACGAUUGUCGAAUGUUUGAAAGAUGCUGAUGUUUCAAUCAAAAGACGUGCAAUGGAAUUAUGUUUCGCAUUAAUUAACUCGAAUAAUAUACGAACAAUGAUCAAUGAAAUGAUCACAUUCCUUGCUACAUGUGAGCCCGAAUUUCGAGCCGACUGUACAUCGAACAUGUUCUUAGCUAUGGAGCGAUUUUCACCAUCAAAACGAUGGCACGUAGAUCAAAUGAUACGUGUACUUACAACGGCUGGAAAUAGCGUUCGGGAUGAUAUUGUAUCUAGUUUAAUUAGCAUUAUAUCAUCAACUUCUGAAUUACAUGGUUAUACAGCACAGCAAUUAUAUAAAAUUAUUCGAAAUGAUAUAACUCAACAACCGCUCGUUCAAGUAGCAUCGUGGACUUUAGGUGAAUUUGGUGAUUUAUUUGUUAGCGGACAAUAUCAACAUCCGGAUGAUAAUGAACAUGUUCAAGCAUCUGAAGAUGAAAUUGUCGGUGUAUUAGAGAAGAUUUUAAACUGGUCGAUAAGUACCGUUGUGACACGUGAAUAUGCGAUAAACGCAUUAAUGAAAUUGAGUACUCGAUUUCCAAGCUGUUCAGAUCGAAUUCAAUCAGUCAUGACUGUUUACGCGUGCAAUAUGAAUUUAGAAUUACAAACACGUGCUGUGGAAUACACAUCACUUUUUACUAAGCAUAAUCCGAUUAGACCUAGUAUUGUCGAACGUAUGCCAGUGCUUGUCAGCAAUGCAGCAUCGAAUACAGCUAACGAGGAAACAUCUUACGAACAAGAAGAAUCGCCUUCAUUCAACGGACAGAAUCAUUCCGCCCAAGCAACAAAUCCAUCUGAACAUGUGAAUGAUCUAUUUAAAAUGCUUGAUGAAACUCCUCAAACGAAUGGUAGAAAUGAUUCGAAUGCUCAUUCAAAUAUCUUAGAUUUAUUGAAUUCUGGUUCACCACAAGUAUCCUCGUCAUCCAAUCCACUCGAAGAUAUUCUCUUCGGAGAUGACUCAUCCAAAAAUGAAUCAAUGAACGGUUCGAAUUCCACUAUUCCAUCCAUGAAAGUCAUUGAUAAAAACGGCCUUUUGAUCGUAUUUCAAUUUGAAAAACAAGACAGUGUCCUGGUAAUACAUUUACAUGCAACUAAUUCAACAUCGAUACCAUUGAAAAAUUUUACUUUCAAAGCAGCUGUACCAAAAACAUUCAAUCUGGAAUUAUUACCACCAAAUAGUACAACUAUUCCGGCAAAUAAUUCCGGCGAUGUUCGACAAAUAAUCAAAAUUUCCAAUCCCAACAAAGAUAAACUUCGUAUGCGUAUUAAGUUGAGUUAUUCAUCUAAUGAUUUUCAAGUGAAUGAUGAAGCAGAAUUAAACACAUUUCCUGAACAGUGUUAUACUUGA
This is a messenger RNA of Adineta ricciae, 2535 nucleotides long. The record is from the annotation of a GenBank genome assembly. Lineage: Eukaryota; Metazoa; Rotifera; Eurotatoria; Adinetida; Adinetidae.